This is a messenger RNA of Homo sapiens (human), 472 nucleotides long. RefSeq names its product maFF-interacting protein. NCBI's taxonomy places the organism in Eukaryota, Metazoa, Chordata, Mammalia, Primates, Hominidae. Bases 44 to 418 code for a protein of 124 amino acids. The transcript has a single exon. The record is from RefSeq and is a predicted model, not a curated record.
UUCCCACUCAGGACCGUGCUCCCUGGGAGGACCCUCGUAAUUUAUGCUCUGCCCUAGAGCCGCUUUCCUGGUGGGAUCCUUUCAUGGCGUCUUCCCAGGACCUCCUGCCAGCUCCCAUUGGGAGUUUUGGGUCCCCUGCACCCCAGUAGGUGCAUACUUCUGCCCUCCCCAGCCCCAGCUCACACCCCCCAACAUCCCCAAGCUGGUGAGUGAGGUGGAGGAGCUGAACAUGUCCAUCACAGCGCUGCGGGAGAAGCUUCUAGAAGGGGAGCAGUCCCUUUGCAACCUCGAGGACAUCCACAUGAGCCUGGAGAAGGACGUUACCGCCAUGACCAACAGUCUCUUCAUCGACCGCCAGAAGUGCAUGGCCCAUCGUACUUGCUACCCCACCAUCCUGCAGCUGGCUGGCUACCAGUGAGCAGCGGCACGGUGCUUCCCCCCAAUCCCCCAAAUAAACAGUGCAUUAGCUUUC